CUGUCUGACUGCAGGGGAGGGGGAUAGAACAGGAAGAGAGAGAGCGAGAGAGAGAGAGAGAGAGAGAGAGACAACCCAGAAUCUAUGAUGAAUGGAGAGUAUCUGUCUCAGGCACCAAUCACUGAAGGGCUCAUUUUAUCUACUGGUUGGUCGGAAAAUCCCAUCAACCCCGAAAGGAAAUGUCAGCUUCCUGAAGUGAAAUACAUGUAUGAUUCUGAGUGGAAUAGCAAGACUAUUUCUGACAUAUCCACCAUAUUCCCUGCAGAAGUAAAGAUGCCAUUUCAAUGCUUUGUCUGCGGGAAAGGAUUUGGACAUAGACAUAACUUAGCAAAACAUCAGCGCAUCCAUACAGGAGAGCGUCCAUAUAGCUGCACGCAAUGUGGAAAAAGCUUUAUCCAGAAACAGCACCUCACCAAGCAUCAGAGGCUGCACACUGGUGAGAAACCGUAUACAUGUCCGGUAUGUGGCCGUGGUUUUAGCUUGAAGCACAAUCUGACGACCCACCAGAGAAUCCACACUGGGGAGAAGCCAUACGCAUGUGCUAAAUGUGACAAGACCUUCAGUCGCAGGGAGAACAUGCUCAUCCACCAGCGAGGCCAUGAGAAAAUCAAAGAGACCAGAGAUUUUCAACAAGUGGAUCCUCCGCUCUGUCAUUACCCUGUAGGUCCACUGUCCUUUCCAGUAGUCCAAGAGGAGGAUAAUAAGACCCAUUUGAAUUUGCCAAACAGGGAAUCUUCAGUGAAUGCCAAACCUUUUAUAUGCCCUCAAUGUGGAAAACGCUUUGGCAAUAAACAGACUUUUGUCAAUCAUUACAGGAUCCACACUGGGGAGAGGCCAUACUCCUGCCCUCAAUGUGAGCGUCGCUUUGUACAAAAGCAGCAUCUGACUAAGCAUCUUCGUGUUCAUACAGGGGAGAAACCAUAUACAUGCAGCCAGUGUGGACGCAGCUUCAGCGUGAAGCAUAACUUAUUUACUCAUAUGAAGACCCACACUGGAGAAAAACCAUAUACCUGUUCUCAGUGUGGAAAACGCUUUACUCGCCGGAACACUUACCAUUUACACCAGUCCAUCCACUGCAGGAAUAAACCUUCAUUACUGCAAACUUUUGACACUGUGCAUGCAAAAUCACCACAGACCCUGCCAGAGGUAAAUAUUGCUCCAAAAACCUUAAACUUUAAAAAUGGACUUCUUCCACGGAGGCUGCAGUCUGGUUUAGGAAUAUAUACCUGUAACAUCUGUUUAAAAAUGUUUAAGCACAAACAUACUCUCAUAAACCACCUGAGGAUCCACUCCGGAGAGCGACCAUACCCCUGUGAGGUGUGUGGAAAAGCAUUCAUCCAGAAACAACACUUGACUAAGCAUCAAAGGCUACACACUGGGGAGAGACCAUAUCUCUGCAACCACUGCAAUAAGAGCUUCAGCGUCAAGCACAACCUGAUGGUCCAUCAAAGGAUCCACACUGGGGAAAGGCCCUACACCUGCACUGAAUGUGGCAAGAACUUUAACCGCAGGGCGAUCCUUACAGUACACAGAAGAACACACUGCAACAAUAAACCUAAAUCCAUACCUCCUACCUCCCACAUGACAGAACCUGGAGACCCAAAUAUUUACCAAGAAAAGUGUCUGCUAAUUGAAGAUAAUGGUGAGAGCAUUACUUUACAAGAUUCCACAGUGACAUCUCUAGUGGCAUCACCAUUCACAUGUUCCAGCUGUAGCAUGCGCUUCAGGACAGAAUUAAGUUUGCAUAGACAUGAAAAAUCUCAUAUUGAAACGCAACAUUUUUCCUGUAUAAAGUGUGGCCAAAGCUUUUCACAGAAAGAGCAGCUCUUGGAGCACCAGGAUCUUCAUUCCAAGGAGACGGCCCACGACUGUGAUCAGUGCGGAAAAACAUUCCUUCAGAAAACACAUUUAACCAAGCACAAGAAGAUGCAUACUGGACACAAAGCUUACACAUGUGAUACAUGUAAACAAAGCUUCAGUUUCAAGCACAACCUUCUCACUCACCGCAGAACACACACUGAGGACUAUCCAUACCCCUGCACUAAAUGUGCCAAGAGCUUUAGCCGCAAAGAGACAUUGCAAAUUCAUAAGCAGAGUCACCAAAGACGUUUCACUCAUAGUAGCACCUCGGUGGAGAUGCAUAAUAAGCAUGAAACAAGAACAGAGUACAAAUAUUUCCACGAUCAACCACACAACCAAGGCUUCAAAUGUUCAGUGUGUGACAAAACAUUCACCCAGAAGAAUAACCUUAUGAAUCACCUGAGAAUCCACUCUGGGGAGAGGCCAUACCCUUGUCAGGUUUGUGGAAAAAGCUUUAUUCAAAGACAGCAUCUGACAAAGCACCUUCGACUGCACACUGGGGAAAGACCCUAUGCCUGCCACGAGUGUGGGUGGAGUUUUAAACUAAAGCACAACUUGAAAACCCAUCUGAGAAUUCACACUGGAGAAAGACCAUAUGCCUGUGGCCAUUGUGGCAAGAGUUUCAGCCGUCGUGGUAUCCUACUCUCUCAUGAGAGAACACAUCACCAACAGACUACUCCAAGCAGUACUGAGGAGGGAGCCCAGAUUGUAGUAGUAGUGGAGGAAGAUGAAGAGGAAAUAAAAAAGAUCAUGCAACAAGAGAAAAGGAGGCCAUAUCAGUGCAACCAGUGUAAAAAGAACUUCAGCCAUUUGUUCACCCUGAUCAACCACCAGAAAAUGCACUCAGGAAAAAUGCCUUACAUCUGUACUGACUGUGGGAAACACUUCACCCAGAAGCAGCACCUGACCAAGCACCAGUGUGUUCACACAGGGGAGAAGCCUUUCACGUGCAAGCAGUGCGGCAAAGGAUUCAGAUUUAAACACAAUCUGACAAAUCACCAGAGAUUGCACAAUGGAGUCAAACCCUUCAGGUGUGCACACUGCAGCAAGACUUUUAGCCAGAAGGUCAACCUGAUUUGUCAUGAGAAGAAGUGUUGUCCCAGCAUAUGUAGCAAGAGUGACAACCUCUGCCAUGAUGAUGGAGGUCAUAUCUCAGUCUGAAUGAGAAGCUCUUGUGAGUUGAUGGAGCAUUUAUAUGGGUCUGACUGGAGAACUCUCACAAGAUGAUGGAGAUUUUCGUUGGUUCUGUAAAAGAUAAUGGAUUGUAGGGAAGAACUUCUCAAGGGAUGGGGAGUAAUAGUUAGCCUUAUUUAUAGCUGGAGAAUGUACAACUUCAAGACAUAUAAGACAUGAACUACAACAUCAGGAUCAAUUAAAUAAACUGGUAGAAACCAUGGAUAGAGACCGUUAUGCAUUUCAUGAUAGGGGGCCCUACGAUAGCUGAAUUGAUGGUGACAAGAACCUACACUGUGGAGAGGUCGUACUCUUGUGGAAUAUUAAUGCCACUCAUGCACAGUGUAACAAUGUUUGCACUGAAUCCAGGAAAGGCUGCAUGAAGUUACGGCACAAGUGACAUCAGUAUCAGUGCCACCCUGUUUCACUAUGUCAUUCAUUUUAAUAUCAGACUAUAAAACUAAUGAAUUGAUUACAUUGACUGUUGAAGUCUGGAAGGUUUUGGUGCAUUAGAAAGACAGGUGUGUCUAGCAGCACCAGUUAAAGAAUAAGUGCUUUAGGAUCUGUAUGUAGAUACAGGAGGGGGUUGGUCCUUCACCAUAGAAAUGUUGGAGCAAUAUUCAUAAGUCCCAGUUCCUAUGUGGAAUGCAAUAACAGCAGGUAGGUCAGCAUUUAGUGACCCUCAUUGUGAAUGGUUAGAAGAAGCCCGCAAAAUCCAUUAAACUUCUGCAGAGUGUGUGCAUUGACUGUGACUUGUAAUAUACUGCACCUAAAUUGCUGACAUAAAUAUAAUAGGAUUCUGAGCCUGUUUUGUUUAUAAAACAAGUGGAUUUGGUGUAAAAGACGUGUAACACGUUUGCUGGGUACGUCACAUAUAAAUGGCCCCAAAUGGCUAGUGAGAGGGGUCCAUGUUAAAGCUCUCAGCGAGGUAUCUGUUCGCUUUGCCACCAUACCAUUCUCAUAGUGAGUCAUUGGUGGCAGUCCAGCAAUAUAUUGGCAAAGGCUAUCAUUUGACAUGCUGUGGCAGUGUCCCCCGAUCCAGUCCAUGCCGUCUGUCUACCUGCUUGCUGUGCACAGAGAGCUGCAUGCACCAGGCUGUUGAUUGGCUUUCAAGCUGUCUGAAUACUGUGUCAGUUAGCCUAGUAGAACAUUAUAGGAAUAGGGGUUAUAGGUUUGGAACUAGUGUUGGUUCAGUUCUGCCAGUUUAGUAACACAGAUUCCUUCACUAAGGAGGACAAAGAUAAAUCUGCUAAUUUGAACUCUCCGAAAUCCUGGAAAGGGUAUAGCUGUGGCGGUUUUCUGUAUCUGGGAGAUGAAGCAGGAUUCACUUCUAAGAUCUUUGAUGUAGUAAGACACACAGACCUGUGAAAUGUGUACUUAAAAUUCAAUAUGUAUGUGAAGAAAUUACUGCAGUGAGAUGGUCUAGUGGAAAGAAUCAAAAUGCCCGAUAUUAAGUAGCCUAAGUUAUCUACUUUUGAAAAUGGUAUGCGGAUGCCACGAUGGAGGUAAAGUGCAUUUGGGGGUCUGAUAAUUUUGCAAUGGUGGGACACACACAGUCUGCAAUAUAAUAAAAACUAA
Pelobates fuscus (common spadefoot toad) is the source of this 4611-nucleotide messenger RNA. Its product is annotated as zinc finger protein 585A-like. The coding region runs from base 85 to 3021 and encodes 978 amino acids. Gene Ontology annotation, molecular function: DNA-binding transcription factor activity, RNA polymerase II-specific; RNA polymerase II cis-regulatory region sequence-specific DNA binding. The transcript has 2 exons. NCBI's taxonomy places the organism in Eukaryota, Metazoa, Chordata, Amphibia, Anura, Pelobatidae. The record is from RefSeq and is a predicted model, not a curated record. Gene Ontology annotation, biological process: regulation of transcription by RNA polymerase II.